GGUUGCAGACACAACUCCCACAUUCCCGCGGGACGGGUGCUGUAUAUCUACCCUAUCUCAUACCCUGUGUAGUGCCCGGCGUCCCAGCAAAGUCUUUCUAUCUCCCUGAUUGCUCAAAACUCUUUGUGUUGUCUUUUUUCGCGUCGUUUAAGCGUCAUGGAGUACCUCAGAAAGAAAGUAACGGACGGCAAAGAAGCAAUAGCCACGGAUACCACUCUUCUACGCACAGCACGUUAUGGUGAGAAGGCUGUUCGCGCAGCUCCUGCCGUGGCCGGACAGUACCUACUCCAAAAAGCUCCCAUCAUUCAAUGGCUUCCCAGGUACGACCCGCGAUGGCUACUCAAUGACACAUUGGCUGGUAUCACGGUCGGUGUCCUACUCAUCCCUCAAUCUCUGGCAUAUGCAAAAAUUGCCACUAUCCCUGGACAAUAUGGACUCAUGUCUAGUUGGCUACCAAACUUCCUAUACCUCAUCAUGGGCACUUCCAAAGAUCUUUCGACUGGGCCUACCUCGCUCAUAGGCCUCUUGACCGCCGAGAUUAUUGCAGAUGUUGUCAAGGACGGAUACUCGCCGCAGGCCAUUGCGUCUGCUGUUGCCAUGUCAGUAGGCAUAUACGCCAUGACUCUUGGUCUGCUCAAACUUGGAUUCCUGUUAGAAUUCAUCUCUGUACCAGUUUUGAGCGGAUUCAUCUCGGCGGCUGCAAUCGUUAUUAUGCUCGGUCAAAUCCCUUCCUUAUUCGGCAUCUCUGUAGGAUCAGGAACCGCACAUAUCAUACACGAUCUCUUUGCCAAAAUACCCCAGUACGACGGCCCAACGUGCGGAGUGGGUCUCGGAGGUCUGCUCAUGCUCUACCUUAUGCAAAAGAUGGGGCAGCGUUGGGGUAAGAAGAGCAAGGCUAUCUGGCUGUUGGCGCUUGGUCGAAGUGCAGUGGUCUUGGUUCUGUUCACCGGUAUCUCGUACGGCGUGAACAAAGACAGGAAGAAGAAUCCCGUCUGGGCACUUAGCAAGGUGCAGUCAAACGGUAUUGCACCGCCUCGUAUGCCUGACUCGACACUCAUUAGCAAAGUAUUUGCUCGAAGUAUCGCACCAUUUAUCGCUGCCGCUCUGGAGCACCUCGCCAUCGCCAAAGCAUUUGGAAGGAAGAACGGCUAUGUGACGGACCCUGCCCAAGAGCUUGUCUAUCUUGGCUUCACCAACUUUUUCAACUCUUUCUUCUCCUCCAUGGCCGUCGGUGGUGCGAUGUCGCGCACUGCAGUAAACUCGGAGUCUGGUGUCAAGUCACCCGUGUACGGUCUCAUCGCUGGUGGUGUUGUCAUCCUCAGCAUCUUCAAGCUUUCCCCGGCAUUAUACUGGAUCCCUAAAGCCACUUUAGCUGCAAUCAUCGUGAUGGCAGUCUGGCACAUUGUGGUACCUCUCAGGGUUUUCUACGGCUACUGGCGUACGUCGCUCGUCGACUUUACUACAUCCAUGCUUGCCUUUUGGCUCACUCUCUUCGUCUCUUCUGAAGUUGGGAUUGGUACGGCGGUCGGUUUCAACAUCGCUUACCACCUCCUCUUCCAGGCUUUCCACCGUGUACGUCGCGUCACCACUAUUGACGUGGAGGCCAAUAAUCGCCCGACUGGCAUCCACGCCAUCCCGCUCCACACACAAGUCUUUAGCAUUUCACAAUCUAUGCUCUUUUACAACGCUUUUCACAUCAAAAACCAAUGUCUCGACACAGUGCAGACGUACAAUUCCGGUGACCUCACGACGUUGGAGACUGCGCGGGCGAACCGUACCUGGAGCGUGGCUGGUAAAGACCGCGCCAACCGUCUACGCAACCAAGCAGGGAUCUUUGACGAGCCCAUGCAGAUACGCAACGUGGUGCUUGAUUUGCACGCCAUGCACAACAUUGACACUACCGGUUUGACUGCGCUGAAAGACCUGAAAGCAGAUAUCGAAGCAUAUGGUGGUAAGAACGUACGACUACGGCUUGUCGGUCUCAAUGAGCGGGUGCGAGAACGCUUUGUGAGAUUUGGUUGGACCCUAAUCAAUGCAUGUGAUGCUGGGAAGGAGGGAAAGAAGGGUACAAUUGUGUAUGACAGUGUGGAGGAAGCGGUGUUCAGGCGAACCAGAACCUUCUCCACAGACGAUAUUGAGGUUGAGCCUCUAGAGGUACACAUUGUGGGCGAAAAAGAAAAAGAUAUGGUUUAGAUGCGGGUGCAGUUUCUUGUAGUUUAGACCAUUUUGGGGCUUGAACUGCGUUGCGACAUCUUUGGGCUCGGUUUUUCACUCGUUAUAUAUACCCGUCUCUGUUGUGCAUAGCACAACGUAGUAUUACACUUAUCAUUUGCAAUCGCGAUAUAUAGGAUUUAUUGUCGUAUCAUGUUGGGGACUACUUCCCUUCUUCAGUUGUCUGAUUCCAUCAAUACCUGCCAGAGGCUGAAUCCGAUAGCAACCCGUUUUACUAUCUCGUAGAGGUUCAAUACACUCUCAUUCAUCAAC
This is a messenger RNA of Pyrenophora tritici-repentis Pt-1C-BFP, 2484 nucleotides long. RefSeq names its product SUL1, Sulfate permease and related transporter (MFS superfamily). The record is from RefSeq and is a predicted model, not a curated record. Gene Ontology annotation, molecular function: sulfate transmembrane transporter activity. Gene Ontology annotation, biological process: transmembrane transport. Gene Ontology annotation, cellular component: plasma membrane. Lineage: Eukaryota; Fungi; Ascomycota; Dothideomycetes; Pleosporales; Pleosporaceae.